UAGUAAGAAAACAGUGGAAGAGAAGGCAGGAAGGGAGUCAGCCUCGCCUCAUUCCGGCACCUGCAGCAAGCAACACAGUGCCAACCAGCAGUGCCAGCAUGAUGCCAGGGCCACUCCUUCUCCUGACCCUCGUGGCGCUGUGCUCGGCAGCACCGAAAGACCCUCAUAUUAUUGCACUGGAUGAAAAAUCAACCUAUCUCGAAGCUGAUAUCCUGCCAGACAAGGCACAGGUACAGAACAAGAUGGCAGUGAGGGACAACCACAGACUCUGGCCUGGGGGUCGCCUGCUGUACCAACUGGACUUUGACACAGAGAGCAACCGCUAUGUGAAGGACUUGAUUCUCUCCGCGGUGGAUGAGAUCAAUGCGGAACGUUGUGUCACCCUCACCACUGCCUCCAGCUCGGAUGUCGACCACGUGUCCAUCCGACUCGGCGGUGACUACUCCUCCCACAUGGGCCGGCAGGGGGGUGCCCAAAACCUUACGGUGGUGGCCGAGACCAUCCAUAGGGGGUCAGUCAUGCACGAACUGAUGCACGCUCUGGGGUUUGGCCACGAGCACAACAGACCAGACCGAGAUGACUAUGUGGUGAUUGACUUUAGCAACAUACAUGACACAGCCAAACCUUACUUCAAAAAAUACACGAGCCAGGACCCAGUGAAGGAUGAGCAGCUUGCCUAUGACUACAUGAGCCUCAUGCACGCCACUGACAUGUAUGACGACAGAGUGAACAUUGACACCUCCAAGCCCGUCAUCUGGAGGAAGGAUGGCGGCCAGGACUUAGGGCAGAGGAGCAUGCUGACCCCACUAGACAAACAGAGGCUGCGGAAGAUCUACAGCUGUGAAGUGUGCAAGAAUGAAGCAGCCAGUGAGCAUCCAUUGUCUUCUGUCUUAUACAACCGGCUCUUCAGGUACCCAGGUGACUGUUCCAAGUACAUUUCCUGCUCCAACACCUCCCCUUAUGUUAUGAACUGUCCUGCCGGCCUCCACUUCAGCCUGGACUUGAACCGCUGUGAAUACCCCAUCACUGCCAACUGCACCAGCCUCACCAAUGUGUAGCCUGAGUGCCUGACUCCUCACUCUUGGGUCUCACUACUCCUCACUUAUAGAUAUUACUUGGGUGUUUUGUUUUCUUGUUUUUAUUUUGGUCUUUAUUGUUAAAUGUUUAUGAUUUAUCUUUAAAUUUUUACUAUUCUGGAUCUGUAAAUCUUUACUGUCUCUAAACAUUUACUAUUUCUGACUCAUAAAUUAUUCUAGUUUUUUUUUUUUUUGUUCUUUAUUGCUAAAUGUUUAUUACUUAUCUUUAAACAUUUACUGUCUAUCUCUAAAUGUUUGCUAUCUCUAAACAUUUACUCUUCCUGACCCAUAAAUUACUCUAGGGUGUUUUAUUUUGUCUCUUUCUUUUUUUAUUCUUUAUCAUAACAUUUACUGAUUUAACACACACACAAAAAAAAAAACUAGCUUAAUAUUGUUCCCUUUAUUGUUACAUUUCUCCAUUCCUAACUCAUAAAUUGCUCUAAGGUAUUUUAUUCUUUAUUUUAUUUUUUAAUACUGUAUCUCUUAACAUUUACUAGUGUUCAUGCAGGAAAUAAAUUGCUUAGCUUGCUCCUUUCACUGUUAUAUCUGACUGUUCCUGACUUAUAAAUCACUGUAGGAUAUCUUCUUUUUCUUUUCUUUUUUUUGUUUUUUGUUCUGAAUCUAAACAUUUAUUAUUUUUUAUGUAAGAGUUUCAAUGCUGGAUUAUUAUUUUUUUUCAUCUUUUAUCUUCUUAUCUUUCUUCUGUUAAUGGUAAUGGAGAUUUCUUGUGUUCUUAUUUAUUUUUUUUCUAAACUCAUUUUAUUGUUGUGGUUUGUUACAUAUUACUGAAUGGAUGGUUUUGGUGGCAGUCAGUCAGUCAGUCAAUAAGUCAUUCAUUCAGGAAGUCAGUCAGUAGCUCAGUCAGUCAGUCAAUCAUUUAUUUAAUCAUUCAGUCAGUCAGUCAGUCAGUCUUUAUCUCCUCGGCCUUGUAAUCUUGUGUUCUCUAUCUUUUUAUCUCCUUAGCCUUUGUGUUCUUGUGUUCUCUAUCACAGUUUACCAUUCUCUCAGUCAGUCAGUCAGUGAAUCCUUAUCUCCUCAGCCCUGUGUUCUAAAGAGGGUUUUAUUUUUAUUUCUACUUCUAUUUUCUAUGCAAGUUUGACAAUGAGUAAUUUAAGUAACAGUGUAGCAGUAAAUAGAUUAAUAAGAAUCCUUGUGGCUUUGCUGUUUUCAUCUUAUCAUCUUCCUCUGUUCUCACUUUAUGUUCUCAUGUUCUGCUUUCUUCUGUUCUGUUUUUCUUGCAUUUUCGAUCUUAUUCUUUUCUUGUUAAGUUCUGCUUUAUCUUGUUCUGAUAUUGUGUUCGGUUGUUCUUCUCAAGUUAUACGUCAAGGUAUGUUAUAUCUUGCUUUUGUCUUCUUGUCUUCUCUUGUUAUUAUGUUCUUCUCAUAUCUCUUGUUCUUCUAUUUUUUUUCCUUUUCUCCUCUUUAUCCCAUGUUCUUUCGUUCAUCUCUUUUUUUUUGUGUUCCUUCUCUCUCUCUCUCUCUCUCUCUCUCUCUCUCUAGGGGUUACAAACAGUUAGAGUAGUUUUUUUUAAUUAUAGUGAAGAUGUGUGCUUUUUUGGGCAUUUUAUUUUACUUAUCAUGUAUAUCUUAUUUUCUUUAUUUUACCUACUAUUUACAUCUGAAAUAAAGUUUUAUGUUUAUCUA
Scylla paramamosain (green mud crab) is the source of this 2719-nucleotide messenger RNA. Its product is annotated as zinc metalloproteinase nas-15-like. Bases 99 to 1058 code for a protein of 319 amino acids. Gene Ontology annotation, cellular component: extracellular region. Gene Ontology annotation, biological process: proteolysis. Lineage: Eukaryota; Metazoa; Arthropoda; Malacostraca; Decapoda; Portunidae. Gene Ontology annotation, molecular function: chitin binding; metalloendopeptidase activity; zinc ion binding. The transcript is spliced from 10 exons. The record is from RefSeq and is a predicted model, not a curated record.